UACCAGUAAAGGAGUGGUGGUGAGCAUGAGCACAGCACACUGUAUUCCUUUGUAUGCGCGGCAGUGCCCGACUGCAGCCUAAACCGCUCGCUCUUACGGCGUAAUUAUGAGUAAAAGACGAAAAGUUGGAUUAUGACACGAAACGGCUCGCUCGCGACGCGCCACUCCCUGAAAUCAACGAAGAGAGCACAAGUAAGCGCAUGAGGAAUCCCUGUGCAUAUUUUCAUGGAUAUUAUCCGGAUGCGCGCAGCUUCAAAACAACUUGGGAAGGUUGACUUUUUAUUUUCAAUGCAUGCUUUAAUGCAUCAAUGCCUUGAGUUACAAAAAUAAAUAGGCUACGUGAAUGCCUUUAGCACAGCUAUUGCAUGGGCAUGCUUUGAUCAAGAGAGGAACCUACAGUACUAUAUUGCUGAAGCAUGUCACUGCAGGCACCUUGCGAUUGCUUGCUUAGGUUAAAACACUGAGCACAGCCGGUGUGAUGUGUUUAUCGUGGUUGCAUGAGCUUGGAUUCUGAAUAUGUGUCCAAAAAUCACAAAACCUUAUUUUGGGGCAAUAACACGUUUAGACGGACGCCGUCUUUGCGGGAAAAAAAAUCAUGACUGGGAACGUAUUUGAAACGUACGUGAUGCUCUAUGGUUUGUACCCAUAAGAUGACAUGGGCACCUUUGCUCAACAACAAGAUAUUGCCACUCCUCAGAGCAUCAAUUUGGCCAACUAACUCGAGUGGCAACACGUAUUCAGGCAAUUUCUUGUGGUAAAUGUUACUAUGUUGUGUGAUGUGAGCAUGUCUGAGGCGACGCCCAGCGCAACCAGCUGCCCUGUUUCUUUGCAGAUCUCUGAAUUGAGUCGAGGCAACACUCCCGCUGUUGCAGAAAACGUCACAUCUUAUGAGGACACAGGGGGCGUCAGAUUUUGCUGACCUUAGCAUCUUUGGACCAUUGCAAUGGGAAGCUUAUGAAAAGAACACCUUAAGGCUGGUUCGUUUAUUUAAGACAUGCAGCUGUAAUCCGUUCGCGCUGAAGGCUGCGGUACGGGUGGAUAUAUUCGAGUCCAGCGCAGCAGUUCUGGCGCAGCGGGCGGGUGGAAGACCAGGAUCAUUGCAGUACCUGUAAUGAAUGCACGCUGAAAGACAGCUGUCCCUGGACACGAGACGUUUAUUGGUUCUGCUGGUGUCAUGUAAACAAGUCGAUCGACACAAUCAUUUUGCACAUGAUUUUCCCGGCGCUUGUAUGCAGCUUUUCCUGGAUUUGAACACAAAUGAGAGGUGUCCACGAGUAAGAGGCCCACAGUUUCCUUGUUUUUUUCAGGCACCACACCGUAGCAUCCUGACCACAAAUAGCAGGUUGCAUUCAUUCACAGCAUGACUGUUGCCACAGGCGACCCAGUUGAUGAAGCCGCAGCACUUCCGGGUCAGCCACAGGACACGUAUGACCCGGAACCGGACCAUGACUGCUGCGAAAGGGUGGUCAUUAACAUCUCUGGCUUGCGCUUUGAGACGCAGCUCAAAACUCUGUCUCAGUUCCCAGAGACGCUGCUCGGAGACCCCAAAAAGAGAAUGCGCUAUUUUGACCCUCUGAGGAACGAGUACUUUUUUGACAGGAACCGCCCGAGUUUCGACGCAAUUCUGUACUACUACCAAUCGGGCGGCAGGCUUCGAAGGCCAGUCAAUGUGACAUUGGAUAUUUUUUCAGAGGAAAUACGUUUUUACGAGCUUGGGGAAGAAGCUAUUGAGAUCUUUAGAGAGGAUGAAGGAUUUAUCAAAGAGGAGGAAAAGCUUCUGCCGGAAAACGAGUUUCAAAGGCAGGUCUGGCUGCUGUUUGAGUAUCCUGAAAGUUCGGGGGCUGCCAGGAUUAUCGCUAUCAUUUCAGUCAUGGUCAUUCUCAUAUCUAUAGUCAGUUUUUGCCUGGAAACACUUCCGAUUUUCCGCAAUGAGGAAGUUGACACACAAAAAGAUUCCACAAGCAACUCCAACUCAACAGUUAUCUACACCUCCAGCUACUUUACUGACCCUUUUUUCAUCCUGGAGACCCUUUGCAUUAUUUGGUUCUCCUUUGAGUUCUUGGUUCGGUUCUUUGCGUGUCCCAGUAAAGCAGGCUUUUUUGUCAAUAUAAUGAACAUUAUUGAUAUUGUGGCUAUAAUACCUUACUUUAUCACCUUGGGCACUGAGCUAGCAGAGAAGCCAGAGGAUGGUCAACAAGGACAGCAAGCCAUGUCACUUGCCAUUUUGAGAGUCAUCCGAUUAGUGCGAGUAUUUAGGAUCUUCAAACUUUCCCGGCACUCGAAAGGCCUGCAGAUCCUCGGCCAGACGCUCAAGGCAAGCAUGAGGGAGCUCGGGCUGCUCAUCUUCUUUCUUUUUAUCGGAGUCAUUCUCUUUUCUAGUGCCGUCUACUUUGCGGAAGCAGACGAGCCAGACUCGCAGUUUAUAAGCAUCCCUGAUGCGUUCUGGUGGGCAGUUGUCUCCAUGACGACAGUGGGGUACGGUGACAUGGUACCGACUACCAUCGGAGGCAAAAUUGUAGGAUCCCUGUGCGCUAUUGCCGGUGUGCUGACUAUCGCUUUGCCCGUACCUGUCAUAGUCUCAAACUUCAACUACUUUUAUCAUAGGGAGACUGAAGGUGAAGAGCAGGCCCAGUACCUCAAUGUGACCAGUGUCCCCAAGGUAGAUUCCUCUGAGGACUUAAAAAAGAGCCGCAGCGGGUCAACUAUGAGUAAGUCCGACUACAUGGAAAUUCAAGAGGCUGUUAACAACAGCCACGAGGACUUCCGAGAGGAAAACAUCAAAACUGGCAACUGCACGCUUACCAACACAAACUACGUUAACAUCACCAAAAUGCUCACAGAUGUAUAACUGCUUCAAACUGCCUUUACCUAGAAGGUAGGAAGAAGAGCUUUGGGUAGGGGAUUACACACCCCAGUUUUGAAGGCUUAGAUGCCCAGUGCAAGAGUUUCGGGACAGGAGAACUGAAAUAAGUCAGUUUAACCGGAAGGAUAAACGAAGAAGACCAGUCCAUCAUUUCAUCCCAUUUCCUUCUCGCUCCUCCUCCAGUUGUGGAAAACUUGAUUGGUGGGGAGCGUUGUUCUGCAUCCUUGUGUUCAGUGUCUGCAUGGAGUUUGUCUAGUCUGUGUGACUGUUCUAGUAGUCAUUCUGCUUGCAACAGUAGCCAAAUCGUAGCCUAACAAAAAGAUACAAGCGUAGCAUAGAGGGACCAAUACCUAAAGCCAAUGCCCUCAUUCACUGCCAACCCGAGGACUCCUGCUGAGCAUCCCAGAGUGUAUCUGUACUUUUGGGAAAAACAACAAUUUUGUCUCUCCAAAUUGUAAUCAAUUGCAUAAAAGACAUGGAGGAGAAAACACACUUGGGAGAAUUCACGAUGAAGGAUGUAUGUCUCCGUGAAUGCACAAACAUGCUGCCAGCAACAACAGCAUACCGAAACUUUUACAUUCCAUCUUGUUACGGAGACAUACAUGCACAACCAACACUGGGGGCCUGGAGGGGUUAUUACAAUGCCCCUUUUUCUGUAUGUCCUUAUUUCCCUCUUUCUCUGCCAGGGUGGAUCUCAGUGUGUUUCAUAGUAGAGAAAAUAGACUUACAAGUGAAGUGAAGAUUGUUUUGAAGUAGUCCUCCAUACUUUCCAUCACGUCUUUGUUUCACUAUAAAGCAUGACUAGUAGUCCUUCAUUGCAUACUUUUCCCCAUCACUUCCUGUUCCCAGCUUUGUAAGACUUCAUAGCAUUCCAUGUGUAUGAGAAAUGGUCUAAUCCUACAAGCACUGACAGGGGUUGCAAGAGUGUAGAUAUUUUAACUGUGACAUAGCAGCCAACAACAGUAAAACACUAGCUUACUAAGUCAGGGCACCAAAGAUAAAAUCCACUGCCGCUGUUUUAAGCAUUUUAUGUUGUUUUUACAUCUUAGUGCCAUUUCAUGGUGCAUCUUGCUCUAGGGUUGGGCCAAUAGACAAUGCCAUCGUCCAUCGCCAUUUAGCAGACAUCACAAUGUUGAGUGGAAUUAUUAUUCCACCCUCCGCAACCCACCCGCAAAAAGCAUCUUAAUCACACUAUAUUGACCAGUGCAAUGCACGCUUAUAAUUUCCGCGCAGUUACUUCAAAUAUUAAAAAAAAUUCUGAUUAUAUAAUGACAUAAUGAAGUUGUUCCCGAUCACAAUACAAUUAUAUUCAAAACUGUUCAAUGAUGUCCGGGAACGGCUGUCGGACUUGCGCGUUUGACCAUAUUUGCCUUCCAUCUGCUCCAAGAUGAUGCGCUUCAGGUCGACUAUAAGAGCAUCCUGCUCUGACUCCCUCAGGACACCUUUCAGGUGGGCUAACAUGGGCACAAGUGAGGAAACAGUAACACAGUUUUCUCCAGAGAGAAUAUUUGUAAACUCAGCUACUGGCUUUAACCUGCUGUUACCCGCUUCCAGAACGGAGUGGGCGGUGACUUUUGUCCUGCUUGCACUUGUUUCAGGAUUCUCUCAUUUGCUGUUUGGAGCUCUGAAUGAUACACAGCAAAAAUUAAUUUUCAAUUAAAAAUCUAUAAAUUGGAAAACAGCUUGUUUUUUCAUUAUUUCUAAAAAAAAAUGAAUAAAACUAUAUUUUAAUUUUUAUGCACAUAAUGACUAUGAAAUAUAAAACUCAAAUGAAUUCAAAUUUUAAUUAUUUUUAUUUCCCAUUUAUAUUUUGUGCAUAGAAACAAUAAUAUUAAAAACUUAAUUUCUAUUGAUAUUGUUGUAUCUUUUGGCACGCUCCAAAGCAGCUGACCAAAAAAGAGCGAUGCGGACCACACGUCAGAGGAUUAAAACAUUAAAUUGAAUGUUUUCCCGAUGUCAUCGUCCAUGGCAAUGUUUUAUUGUCGACAUUGUCUGAUGCCAAGUUGGUAGACAUUGCCCAACCCUAUCUUGCUCAUAAUAUGAUGCUGGAGAAUCUGGAUAAAAGUUGUAUGAAAGUUAUGCUUCCAUGAAUAGCAUUUUUAAGAGAUAGCAAAUAUUCUGCUACUUUUGUGAUGCAUGUCUGGUACACAUUCCUCGUAGCAUGCAUGUAAGCGUAGUAAGAAUAAUGCAUACGCAUAAAACUAGUAAUAAGUAUUCAUAUCUUUAUCGAUAUAAAUAUUUCUCUCUGUGUGAUUAACAGUAUGUGCAAUACUAUAAACGCCUUUUUUUUAAGGUUGGACAAUUUUACAGAUAGUUUUCAAUGCUAAUAGGCUAAUACAUUAGUUAAUAAGCAUUUUCAGGGUCUUUGGUUGGUUGAUCUAUGGAAAGAGAGUAUGUUGUACCAAUUAUGAGUUGUUCAAAGCACCACAUUUUGAUAUGGCCUUAAAAACCUUUAAAAACUCUUUUUAUAUCUUAUUUAAUUACAAGGGAUUUGGAUUUAGCAUUUUCUUUUUUUUUACAGCAAAGUUGUGUAAUGACACCAUUACAUCGUUUACUGUAGUCUUUAUAACUGCAGUUUUGGUUAGAAGUUAAAGACCCCAUGAAAUUUUACAUAGCCGAAAUUCUACUCAUUCUACUCAUUUUAAUUUUUGCCGAUAUGCAAAUUCAAAAUGUCUUUGCUGGGAAAUGGACCAAAGAAUUGUGGAUAUCAUCUCCUGCACAUAAGCAUAUACCAAUUUUGACCUAAAAUGCUCCCUAUAUACGGUCCCAGCAGUUUUUCGCUAUUCCGCAAUUGAGGAACACAAAUUCAACUAAUUAUUUUUUGCAAUCUUGCAUAAUUUGUCAUUAUAUUGCAAAAUAAAUUAAAUGAUCUAUGGAGCUGUUUAUACCUGGCAUUAAGAUGAGUUUUGGUCAAUCACAUCACAAGUGGACAAGAGACACCUGGUAUUUUAAUUUUAAAGUCUUUUUUUCUCCACUUUCGACUGCUUCUAUCUUGUUUUUCUGAGGGAGUGAUCUGUUGUCUUUUAAACACGAGUGGGAGAAAUAAUGGGUUUAAAAUGGCGCAAAGUAAUAUUAGGUCAGAGUCCGCUGCUUGUGUUAAGUGCUUUUUCUGAUAAUUCCAAGCAAUUGAUGAAAAAAGCUUGGCAACUUCUAAGCGCUUGCAAAAUUAUGAAAGGGGGCAGUGCAGUCGCUUCAGUUUUAUUAAUGAAAGCCCAACGAUCAUGCUGAACAUCGUUCUCCAAUGAGUCUGUGAGUUGCCCCCAAAGCAAAUUCUAUUAAUAACCUCGAUUUUAAUGUUUAAAUAUUACAUAAUUUUUAUAUUAGUUUGGCUUAUUAUUUUAAACAAUGAUAAAACAUAUCAACAAGUAAAAUAAAAUAAAAUAAAAUCAACAAGUAAAACAAAAAGUAGAGUAGAUUAUAUCAAAAAAGUACAUGUUUUAUCCAUAUUGUGGUAGACCUUGCUCACAAAAAGGUUGGAGACCCCUGCAUUAGAUCAAUAGGUAGAGAGUAGGUGGUCUUUUAUGCACAUUCAAACACACGAGCGUCUAGACAACAAAAGCAAUCUGGUCAAAUGCGUUUUCGACUUACUCUGAAUGUGGUCGAAAGUGGACGAGCUCAGAACGUUUACCCCUCGUUUAGACCUGUAUUUAAUGUCGUCCAAUUGUGAUGUGAUCAACCAAAACGCAUCUUAAUACCAGUUGUAAACAGCCUCUUAGAUUUUGUCAUGAUACAGAAUUGACAACUUUGAACAUUUUGUACUUCCGCACGUAAACAGUCCCUCUCUCUAGCACGCUGCACCCCACAGUUAACAGCCAAUCACAAUCUCAUGACCACACAAAUCAUCACUGCAAAAGUCGCACACCCCCAAAAAAAUCACGAAAUCCUGGUAGGACUGUCUAUAAUGAAAGGCCCUUCUCCGACAUGCUAACUCAACUACUAUAAGAUCAAAACGCAUCCCCAUCGAUGCUAAUCAAGGCAUUUUGACUAAAUAAUAUUUAUAUUUACAUGUAAUAUUUCACCAGUGAAGGGCGUGAAAUAGAUUUUUUUCUCUUUUUGCGCUGCAUACGCCAGUUAACUGCCAUUGAGGUAAAUGGAAAUACUAACAGAUUGCACCCUAUAUUUAUCAUACUGUAAACCUCCUUGAUGUCACCAACCAACCAGCAAUAGCAAGUGGCAUACUGUACUGUGAUUAGGCAUAGUGUCUUAUACUAAAAGAUGUCAACACAGAAAAGAAAAUUGCUUUUGUGAAAUAAUUUCAUGGGGUCUGAAAUGUUUUAAAAUCCAAAGGGUGCAGUCAGUGCUUGAUCCAUUAGUAGAAUAGCUAGACAGUAACCAACAUAAUGGCCGAUAUCACCACUGUAUUCACUGGUGUAGUGCUAUGUAGAGUUUUAUAGACCCUUUUACUGUUUGAACACAAUGAUGAUGUGGCAAUGUAUGCGCGCGCAUUUUGGCAAUGGAAGUAUGGUAAGAAUCACAGUGAAGCAACACAGACAGAGAAAGUUAUUUGAAAAAGUUGACUUUAUCAACUUUUUCAAAACAGCUACCACAUCCGUGUACUAUAGUGGAGUGGAUAAAAGACGUUAGUGGAUGGCCAGAUAUAAAGUGGCCAGAUACAUAUAUACGUAUAUUAGUAUAUUAUAUAAGUGCAACCAAACGCAACAACCAGUUGCUAACACAUUAGAACCAAUAGGGAACAACACCACUUCCAUUGCCAAAAUGCGCGGGCAGGCUAUUUGAUCACAUGGGCUGUAAAACGGUCUAUAAUGUGUGUCAUAUACAGUAGGGGAGAGCAGGGUAAGUUGUCACACUGUUCAUAACUCCAACACUAGAGGCUCUAUCUAAAAAAAAACGGCCCUUUGUGUUAUGACUUCUUCUGUAGUCAACUUCGUGUUCACAUGUGGUCAAGAUCGCUCUAAUCUGACGUUAGCACAAUUUUCAAAUUUUUUAGCUUAAAAAGUAAAAAAAUUGGCUAUUUAAAUUUUAUGCGCUUCUAAAUUACAAGUGUGAAACGAUCCUUAACCCUAAGAGUUCCAGUUUUGGUUUGAAUUUAAAAAUUAAAAUGACUAAAUGACUAAAAUCACAAUUAAGUAGUUGUGUUCUUAUUUUAGAUAAUCUAGUGUGACCACUUACCUGGCGAUGGGGCAAAAUGUCACAAGUGAACAUUCUCAACUCUGUAAUGAGAUAAGAUAUGAAAAUGUAAUGAAAACAACAUAUGUGCCCAAGACUUCCUUCUUACAUUUGGUAUGAGAUUUAUACCAUUGUGAUGUAUGGUGUUCAGUAAAUGACAGUGUGAAAAGUGUGACAACUUACCCCGCUCUCCCCUACAUACAGUACUAUGCUAGCCACACGGUUUCUAUGACGACUACUCCCAUAUCCAAGAAUGUGGUGCUCUGUUCACUCCACUCUUUUCAAAUACUGGGAUUGCCUAUCCAAAUGACACUAUUCUUACCCUUUCCAUAGAUUCAUUGAGGGUUGAGGUUCAGAUCCAUGUCUGCUAAUUUCACUUAUCAACAUUAAUUUGUUUACGCGUGUUGUGUACGAGUGUCUUGCGAGUAGGAAACGUGUGCAACAUUGCAUCUCAUUACUUUUGGGAUUGGUGGUGCCACUUUUCCAAAUUGUUUUUGUAUGCAGGUACGAUAAGAAUUUCAUACGUUGAGAAUCGUGUGGAUUGUGAAAUUAAGUGGAAACAUUAGCUGAAAGGUGCUAAAAUGUUGAAAAGGAGUCCAUAUUGUGAUUACGAGGUACAUCUUUGAUUUUAUGUUGACCCAUUAACGCUUAUUUGUCUUUUUUGGCAUUUAUUCAUUACAUAACCAUUAUUUAAAUAGAAAAGUUGCACACUCAUCAUGAGAAAAGCAUAGAUCAUGCCUUCAUCCCACGUCCAUAUGUUUUCAUCAAUACUGCUGCGUCCUGCCUUUUAAGACUCUAUAGUGUACCCAUAUAAUACAAAGCACACUGAGGAUUCUUGCCAGCCACCUCAGGAACACAGACUUUGUCGAUGUGCGCGUGUGAUGUCGAAUGCAUGCAGAAGCCCUUUUGUUAACAGAUGCCCUUGCAUACUGUAGGAUGGUAUGCAAGUAAUUGAACAAGCCAGGGCACAAAACCGUCUUAUCCUUUUAGAAGAAUGGGAUUCUCAACACGAUCUAAGAUUAUUAGCAAGAGUUAUAUGUCCAACUGAUGCUCUCAAAAUAUAUUAAAUAGCAUCUCCAUAGCUGCCUCGUUCAGUCUGAAACUGUGGAUAUAUUGUUUUUAAUAUGUUCACUAUGACAGCCGUACAUUUGUAUUACUCUAGAGAUUUAACGCCUAUGUAUACCAACUUUUAAAGAAUUCCGCUGCUUUCAUUGUUGUCUUAACACAACCUAUAGCUUUAUAAAACGCCUCCAUGUUACGCAGUUUCUUAAUUCACAGCUGCAGUGGUAUCCUUUAAAACGUAUCCAAAUCUAGGUGUAUUGUUGUAUCCGAAUACUUCAUAUACGUUAAGCACAACUGGGAAAAAAACUGUAAUUGUCAUAGAAGCUUUGCCUAUUGAUUACUGUGGUAUAUAAAUGUAUCAGCAAUCAAAGCAAGCCUUUAUCUAUAUAUAUAUAUAUAAUCAAUACUCAACUGAAUGUCAUUGCAGACUUUACUGUUCACACUCAGGCAUGUUUUUUGGAAAAAAGGAUAGCCCUCAUUUGCUAUACACACAUACAAACAAUAUAAAUAUACAGUGUAUAUAUAGAUAUGAAAGGUUGAAUGUAUGAUGAACAGACCAGAUUUAAAAGCAUGCGUGAUUCAGAUAAAUGACUUCAUUAUGUGUUUAGGUAGUGACAUAAGUGAGAGAGAGUGAUCAGCUAUUUAAAGAGCGACUAGUUUAUGAAAAUGUUAGGCCUUGUUCAGACUGCGCACAAAUCUGAAUUGAUUGUUGGGUUUUUUUGGGCUAACUGAAGGCACUGUUGUUUUGAAUGUAUGAAAUUACAUUCAGGUUUUUUUUAGACUGUGAAGUCAUUAUCCAAUAUAGUGGGGUCCAAUAAAGUAUGUAACCAGACUGAUAUCAGUCUAUUACUUCUGCAAAUGACUAGAAAUGUUUAGUAAAACAGUUAAUAGUUGUAAAAUUACUGAGCCCCUAAGGUGAUAUUGGAGUAAAAAAAAAUCUAAAGUUUACUUUCAUGUGCUCACGCGAAACCUUCAUUUGCAGAUUUUUUUUUACAUUUCGUUUUGCAUGCGCACGUGAAACUAUUGAGGGCGCGUCGACGUGCAAACAACACGGCCAGACCGCUGGUAGGUAGUAACCACGCGUGUAACCACAGUAGCAGCGCAAACGUCAAAGAAGAAGCAGCUUAGCAAGUUAACUCACAAAUGAAGAAGAAACAGCUACUUGUUGUGUAUAAUUUGAGAAGACCAGCAAUGAUGGAAGUAAAUAAACAGCGACUUUUGUUGCAGUUUGAGUUAAAUCACUCCUCAACUUGGCUCAUCUUUGUUUUCACCGUCACAAACGGAAAUACCUAUGACGCAGGUUUUUUUUACCUGACGGGAGGGGUUCUGGUGGACCAAUCACAGCGCUUGUGGUCCGCGUAGAUCUGACGCGCUGUUAAAUUUUUUGUGAGGUGCGCGUCAGGCUACACAGAGCUACGCACUGGCUACGGAUAGCCUACGCCGUAGCUACGGUGUAGAACCUACGCACGACUAUAAAUCACCCUUAAAGCAUGCGCACGUAAAACUAAAGCGUGCGCACGUAAAACUAGCGCGUGCACACGUAAAGCGAAAGUUUCAAGUUGCACGUGAAACUAUCAUGUUUAGUUUCGUGUGCGCACGCAAAAGUUUCACGUGCGCACGCGAAACUAAACACAAUAGUUUCAUGUGCGCACGCGAUAGUUUCACGUGCGCAUGCGAAACUAAACAUUAUUUCAUUUUUGCUCCAUGUCCCUUUAGGGGCUCUGUAUAAAAUAGACACUGACUAUGUUAUCUAUUUUAUACAAAGAUCAGAUUUCCCUGCUUUUAUUGAAACACAUUAAAUGUAAAUGUAAGCAAAAGGGGAAAGUACUAAACAAUCAUGAAUUUGUACGUAUUUUAUGAGUUGGCUAAUUUGUUUGAAUUCGUAUGAAGCGAAUCGUACAAAAAUGUAAAGUUAUUAUACAAAUUAAAAAAUAAUGAAACCCCACCCAUAACCCCAAUGUCACUGUAAUUAAUACCAAUUAGCCACUUCGUAAAAUACGUACGAAUUGCCUUGAGAUUGUGUUGGUACAAAAUGUUAAAGCUCUAAUAAAAUUUGUGCUGAUAAAAAGGAUUAAAUAAUACAAAUAUUAAACAGAAGCAUUUUUGUAAGAUUUUGGACCCCACUAUACGUUGUCUGCCAUAACAAAUGACUUAAGAAUCAGAACAAUGCCAAAACAUUUGUUAUAACUGAGUAACAUAUUUUACAAAGUCAUGCAUAUGUUCUGUCUAAAACCUCUUAUUCGCUAUUUACCACCAACAAAAAGCCACGUUGUUUACUAUAUAUGUUCACUAUGUGAGCUUUAGACAUUACUGCAUGCUUCUUAUGGUGAUACAUACUGUACAUUGUCAGAAAUAAAGUUAAAGAAUCUGUCACUGGGGCAGUACCCCUUAAAAAAGCACACAUUUGCACAUAAAGACUGCAUAUGAAUAAUUACAAAGAUAGAUAUUGGUACAUAUCUGUAGCGUCCCAGUGACAGCUUUUUUGUACCUUUAUUUAAGACGCGUCCCAAAUGAGAAAUACACAAUUAAGGUUUGAUUGUUCAUAUUUAAUCAUUUGCUGCCCAUCUGAACGAGGCCUUAUUAAACUUAGCUCAUCUUAUCUUUACAUGCACAGAUCAUCACCUCUCUCCACUGUUUAAAGAGAUCUGCUUGAUGUCACCUGGUUGACAAAUAAUGAACUGGGAGCUUCAGUAAAUGAGUGUUGGUCUGCAUGUGUCUAUAUGUGUAUGUGACAUUAUCCCCACAUUGUCAUCCGGAAGGCCUGAAAAUUCAUUCCUUGUACAAAGCCUUUGUUUAUUAGGAAAAAGAAAAAACUGACAGCUAUAUACAAUAAGAGGAACUGACCAACAGAUGGAGGACUCAAUGUGUUCUCUGGAUGUGAUAUAAGAAAUGUUAUGCACUUUACAAGGAUCACUGGACACUUAAUGCUGAAACUAAAAGACAAUCUUGGAAAGAGAACAAGAGAUGCAUCUUUUCCUUCCAAAAGAUUAUAACUGUAAAGAGAUCUAUGAAUAAUGGUGAUAACAAUGAUUAUGAGGAUGAAUAUAUUAUAAACCAUGAUAAGCUUACAAUGACUCCUGUUUGAUUC
Molecule: messenger RNA, 12140 nt
Organism: Paramisgurnus dabryanus
Lineage: Eukaryota; Metazoa; Chordata; Actinopteri; Cypriniformes; Cobitidae
Gene: kcna2b
Product: potassium voltage-gated channel, shaker-related subfamily, member 2b
Biological process (GO): potassium ion transmembrane transport; protein homooligomerization; action potential
Cellular component (GO): voltage-gated potassium channel complex; axon terminus; juxtaparanode region of axon
Molecular function (GO): protein binding; delayed rectifier potassium channel activity
Source: RefSeq, a predicted model, not a curated record